UUUGUUUGUAUGCUAUGGACAGUUUAAAUAGCAGGCUUUCUUGGUCGAAUAAAAGAAGGUAUGGCCGUCCUAGUUCCAAAUACUCUAUCGCUAAGACCCAUUCUACUAAAAUACUCGGAUAUUUUUUUAAAACGUACAGGCCCAGGUUAUUUAUAGAAUAUAUAGUUUGUUAGUUAUUCUGUUCAUUUGGUUACUUUGUUUUUUCACAAACGUCUUGGCGGCCAGUGAAGAUGUUAUUGUUUGACUUUUACAGGGUGAUGAUUAUGGGAGCGGUGAGAUGGAUAGUGACAAACCUCUCACUUUUGAUGAAAUCCGCGGAAUGGGCAAAACUUUCAAGACGUCUUUCCACUCAGUAUUUGUGACUCUCACCGAUUUUUUGAAAGAACCAAACUUCCUUAACGGGACCGCCACGGCGGAGAGCGUUAGCAUGAAGCUGGCCCGAGCUGACAAGGCGCUGGCAAUGUUGAUGAAACUUGGCGGGCUGAUCAGUGUAGUGUUAGAGGAGGCCCGGGAACGGAGUGAAAGAUUUGGUUUACCCAACCAGCAGCCAUGUUCCGCAGCUCUGGAGAAGGUCUUGGACGAGAUGCCAGAGGAGCGGACAGUUGAAAACUUGAUCAUGUUCUCAGAUGCCGUGAAACUGGAAACCAACUGCAUCCGAAGAUUCCUCAUGAUGAUCAUGAAAGAUGUGGCCAUUAUGGCGCAAACCCAAGACGAUGCUGAUGGCUUCAAGCUUGACGCCAUGUUCCAAAGAAUCUCAUUUUACCUUGGUCACAUGGGCAAUGCUGCUGGCGUCCUCCGCUCUAAGAUCCAGCAGUCCGUGGAGAGAAUCAAUGAAAACGUGGACGACAUGGUGACCUCAUAUCCCAUGAAAAGACAGGGUGGCCAGAUGGGCGGACAAGACAGUGGUCAGAUGGGCGGGCAAGGUGGUGGCCAGAUGGGCGGACAAGGUGGUGGUCAGAUGGGCGGGCAAGGUGGUGGCCAGAUGGGCGGACAAGGUGGUGGUCAGAUGGGCGGACAAGGCGGCGGUCAGAUGGGCGGACAAGGUGGUGGCCAGAUGGGCGGACAAGGUGGUGGCCAGAUGGGCGGACAAGGUGGUGGCCAGAUGGGCGGACAAGGUGGUGGUCAGAUGGGCGGACAAGGUGGUGGCCAGAUGGGCGGUCAGAUGGGUGGACAAGGUGGUGGCCAGAUGGGCGGACAAGGUGGUGGCCAGAUGGGCGGACAAGGUGGUGGCCAGAUGGGCGGACAAGGCGGCGGUCAGAUGGGCGGACAAGGUGGUGGCCAGAUGGGCGGACAAGGUGGUGGCCAGAUGGGCGGACAAGGUGGUGGCCAGAUGGGCGGACAAGGUGGUGGUCAGAUGGGCGGACAAGGUGGUGGCCAGAUGGGCGGUCAGAUGGGUGGACAAGGUGGUGGCCAGAUGGGCGGACAAGGUGGUGGCCAGAUGGGCGGACAAGGUGGUGGCCAGAUGGGCGGACAAGGUGGUGGCCAGAUGGGCGGACAAAGUGGUGGAGCAAACGGUGGACGAAAUGGAGGACAAAAUGGUGGC
Molecule: messenger RNA, 1543 nt
Organism: Liolophura sinensis
Lineage: Eukaryota; Metazoa; Mollusca; Polyplacophora; Chitonida; Chitonidae
Exons: 6
Source: RefSeq, a predicted model, not a curated record